CACCGAUUGACGAGGAAAAAUUUGACUCUGUGGAAAAAAAAUCGACGGCUGCGACCUUGCGAGCAUUGUUUGCGCCAGAAAGGACACGCACAUGAUGGAGAAGACGUGGCGGAAUAUACGGAAGACAGCUUUUAUCUUACUGCUGCCCUUGUUAUUGGCUGGCGUGCGGAGCGAGGCGCCGCUGGUCGACAGCAGCGCGCUGCCUCUGGAGCACAGAUCCGUGUACGGAGUCCCGGCGCAAUAUGGCCCGCCGGUCGUCCACGAGGAGAACUGGCCGCUGGCGACGCCCGACACCCCGCAGAUCAAGCAUCUGCAGGUGCAGUGCGAGAAGACGCACAUGCGGGUGAACAUCGAGUUCGACCGGCCGUUCUACGGCAUGAUCUUCAGCAAGGGCUUCUACUCGGAUCCGCACUGCGUGCACCUGAAGCCCGGCACCGGCCACCUCAGCGCCACCUUUGAGAUCUUCCUGAAUUCGUGCGGCAUGAGCUCGUCGGCGAAUCACAACGUCGCGGCUUACGGCGCACCGACGCCGUCCGGCAGCUACGUGGAGAACACCAUCAUCGUGCAGUACGAUCCGUACGUGCAGGAGGUGUGGGACCAGGCGCGGAAGCUGCGCUGCACCUGGUACGACUUCUACGAGAAAGCGGUCACGUUCCGGCCGUUCCAGGUCGACAUGCUGCACGCCGUCACCGCCAACUUUCUCGGCGACAACCUGCAGUGCUGGAUGCAGAUACAGGUGGGCAAGGGCCCGUGGGCCAGCGAGGUGUCCGGCAUCGUGAAGAUCGGGCAGACGAUGACGAUGGUGCUGGCGAUCAAGGACGACGAGAACAAGUUCGACAUGCUGGUGAGAAACUGCGUCGCGCACGACGGCAAGCGGGCGCCGAUUCAGCUGGUCGAUCAGCACGGCUGCGUCGUCAGGCCGAAGAUCAUGUCGAGGUUCCAAAAGAUCAAGAACUUUGGCCCGAGCGCGUCCGUCGUCAGCUUCGCCUACUUCCAAGCCUUCAAGUUCCCCGACAGCAUGAACGUGCAUUUCCAAUGCGUGAUCCAAGUCUGCCGGUACAAUUGUCCCGAGCCUAAGUGUGGAUAUCCUGGACUGGAAUACGGCGCACCUGCCGGCAUCUCUCACGAAUAUGGCGCGCCGCAAGGCCUCACCUCGGAAUGUGCCCCGCCUGUGCCCGAAUACGGCGUGCCACCGGCUUAUCCUGAUCCGCGACAUCCCAGCGGACCGGCCGGAGCGCACAGCGAGCCGCAUCCGGACGUGGUUCCGGCGCCGCAGGCACAGACCUCCUCCUCUUCGCCUAGCUCGACGCCGGGCGACGCUACGGCGAGCAGCUCACCCCAGAGUCCCCAGGACAAUAUCCACCUCCCGCCGCCCCCUCUGCCCGGCCAUUCGGCGGCGUACCAGACUGUGAAGCGAAAAGGCACCGCCGGCACGGAGGAAAAUAACCUAGCCAUCCUCGGAGGUCGACCGAGGUCCGUUGAAGGUUUCCCGGCCGAGCUCAGGGGCGCCAGACGGCGAAGGCACGACGAGCCGCGCGAGUUCGACGACGACGAUAGCAACGCCUAUCGCACGGUGACCCUGUUCUCCACCCACGUGUACAAGCGAGCGGCGCAGGAGAUGACGGACGUGAACACGUCGCGGGUGAUCCAGGUGGUGGCGCCGGGCGACGUGAACUUCGCCCUCGGCACGACGAACCCCGGCAACGACACCACCGUCGUCAUACAGAACGCCAGCGCGUCCGCCGACCCGGAGACGAUCUGCAUGAGCCUGCCGGGCUUCGUGGGCGGCCUGGUGAUGCUGCUGCUGGUCGUCGUCGUCGCGUCCCUCGUCGCGGCCUUCCUCUUCGUCAGGGUGCGCGCGGUGGAUCGCAAGAACGCGGCGAUGGGCGGCGGCUUCGUGCAUCCGGCGUACGCGGACAGUUGCAGCGUGCCGAAUCCGGAGUUCGUGAAGGUCGCCAACUGAAGAGCUCGCGUCACACGGGUGCGCAAAAUCAAAAAAGGAUAAAAAAAGGAGAAGGAAACUCGCCGCAGGAGGGAGGAGGGAAGGGACACGGCCUUCCGCCGGAAGGAAUCGCCGACCCUCCCCCGAACGACGGGGCGCUUCAAGACACACCGCGCCGCGACACGCCGCUAUUUCAUUCGAGGGCCCGAGAGACACGUCGGAGAUUCUCUCCUCGUCGAAAGUUGCGACCGCGCUCUCCUCCCCUCUCCCCUCCGCCAUCGCGGCGGGCCCUUCGCGUCUAGUCUAGUCGCGUCAAUCACGGUCGAGUCGGGAGAGACGCCGACUAGAUCGAUGUCAAUCGGGGAAGGCGCGAAUUCGAUCGAACGGAGAAUCUUCGAGCGGCAUGUAAAUAAGAGCUGACCUGACGAGGAAGGCUGGAAGAGCGGAGGGGAGAGGAGGGGUGAAACGAAGAGGGAAGCCAGUGUGGCGCGUGUUCCACCGAUCGUGUUCCGGCGAUCGGCCUCUUCUUUCUUUUUCUUUUUUUUUUCUCCUUUCCUCACCAAUUAUCGCGAUCGAUGAAACGCGCGCGCGCGUGCGCGCGCGCGUAAUCGGUGAAUCGAUCUCCGCGACGCUUCGUGAUCACCGGCGGCGCGAUAGCGAUCAGCGCGCGUCUUCUCACAGUGUCCCGCGGUGUCAGGGAGAUCGAGAGAUCGAUCGCAAUCGCCAGAGUAGUCUCCAGGAGGGCAUUUGUAAAUAGACCGCGCGGGUAGUCGGACGGAGCCCUUCAGGGAGCCCCCGCUUGUCUCGCGUCUCUCCGCGCGUCGCGCUAUUAUUUAUACGGGCGCGCGACACACGUUACGCCGCGACGAGCGUUUCUUCCUCGCCCUUCGUCAUCGUACCUCAUCGCGUUUCAUCGCGUGCACCUCCCCUCCCGCGCCGGCGACUUCCGCGCGAGAAUCGCGCGCGCGCGCCGACGUCGGCGGCGGCGACGACGCUCGGAUGCCCCGGUUGUCUCACACGUUUCUUCAAUCUCAGGCGGUUCAGCAAGCGCUACCCGGUAAAAAAAAAAGGAAAAGAAAAACAGAAAAAACAAAACGUGUCCGUCUCGAAGUGGUUAGAGUGUCGUCGAAGCGUUUAACGCGCGUCUCCUAAUGGCGUCCAAUUCCGUGGCGUGGAAGCGCUCCCGAUCGUGGAGCGCUCGCUAAGUCGCUUAAGAUUCAACGAGAAGACUAUUUAUUUUAUCUCUCUACCCUUCCUAUUUCUAACUAUGCAUUCCAGAUCGAUCUAACUUAAUUUAUUGAUCAAAAUUGUACGACAUUGCCCCUUCCUACUUUUUUUCGCUUAGUACUUAAGGUAUCCGUCGAGGAAUAUUCCCGGGAAUUGGGAAUAUGUUUUACGUAUGUGUUUUAAGCACACACACACACACACACACACACAGAGCAUACACACACACACACACACAUACAUACUGACAAAUACACGUACACGUGAAGCGUAUACGUCACAAAUGCAAUGCGCUUAAAUGUGUUGUGUACGUUAUUAAACCAAUUGCGAGAAAUGUAUUCGCAGAACAUCCGUAACAAUUAAUUGUUUGAGACUUAUUUUAA
Linepithema humile (Argentine ant) is the source of this 3549-nucleotide messenger RNA. The record is from RefSeq and is a predicted model, not a curated record. Lineage: Eukaryota; Metazoa; Arthropoda; Insecta; Hymenoptera; Formicidae.